Messenger RNA from Pogoniulus pusillus (Red-fronted tinkerbird), 6581 nucleotides. It is a transcript of the gene ARHGEF17, whose product is annotated as Rho guanine nucleotide exchange factor 17. NCBI's taxonomy places the organism in Eukaryota, Metazoa, Chordata, Aves, Piciformes, Lybiidae. The transcript is spliced from 21 exons. The record is from RefSeq and is a predicted model, not a curated record. The coding region runs from base 1 to 5910 and encodes 1969 amino acids. Gene Ontology annotation, molecular function: protein binding; guanyl-nucleotide exchange factor activity. Gene Ontology annotation, biological process: actin cytoskeleton organization.
AUGGCGGAGGGGGGCAGCGAUCGGGGGGUAACGGCGGGUCGGUGGUUGUUGCCCGCCUCUUCCCCGCCUUCCUCCUCCUCCUUCUCCUCCUCCUCCUCCUCCUCCUUCUUCUUCCCGGGUAGGAAAGUUUCGGCGGAGCAAGCCCCGGGCCGGGUUUUUAGCAGCCUGGCUCCAUCGGUACGGCAACUUUCGCUUCGUUUUAGCGAACCGGAGCCAACGGGCCCGGUUCAUGCCGGGGUUCAAUCAUCGUCUCCGUUUUUACCGUCGCCACCGUCGUUGUCAUCGCCGUCGCCGUCGUCGCCGGGCCCGGGGUUAAGCGAGGAGCCACCGCCUUGGCCCAGCGUCCCGGCGAUGCGGAAACUCUUCGGGGAAAGCUGCCGCCAACCUACCGGGGGUGGAGGUGGAACCAGUAAUGGUGGUGGGGCAACGACCGGGAUGGGAAACGGGAACGGGCUUGGAAGCGGAGGAACUGGCAACGGAAGAGUUCCGCCACCUCCUCCACCCCGCAGCCGUGUCCCGCACCCGGUUCUUCUUCGUUCUCCCCGCGGAGCUCCGCCGGAGCCCGGCCCGCAUUCCUGGCAUAACUCGACUCGACCGCAACCACCCUCCUCCUCCUCCCCAUCACCCCGCGCCAACAACGGAGAGGACGAACCAGCAGCAUCCCGCUCUCCCCGCGCCUCGUCGGGCAGCGAGGGCGAAGGGCAGAGCGGCGUCCCCCGGCACCGCGCCGCCCGCAAGAAGAAGAAGGAGAGCGGUGGCUGGGAGAGCCCGGCGGGUGAUGGUGGUGGUGGCGGUGAGGCUGAAGGCUGCGGAAGGGUGGUCCCACCUCGUCAUCCCUUACCCGCGGUUGCCCGGGUCUCCAAGGUGAACAUCCUGCCUUUCAGCAGCCCCGGCGGGUCGCGGGGCGGCAGUCGUUACUCCAGCACGGAGGCGCUGAAGGAAGAGGAGCAGUUUGGCAUUUGUUGGCCCAGCCAAGGGCGGACUCUCCCGGCGGGUGUUGGGGUCUACCGGUCGCCCAGUUUUGGGGCGAGCGAUGGCCUGGUGUGGGGACAGCCGGCGGUCCGUGCCCGUCCCAAGCUGCCUCAGGGCACAGCCAAGGCGAAACCGGACUUUGGGAGCGAGGGCCUGCAGCAGCCGAGGCUAGAAGGGGAGAGGGCCAAGCACCGCAAGUCCUUGUCCAACCCUGACAUCGCCACCGAGACCCUGACACUCCUCAGCUUCCUCAAAUCGGACCUCUCGGAGCUGAAGGUGAAGAAGAAAGGGGUGAGGAUGGGCCUUGACGCGGGCUCCGAUGGCUGCUCCAGCAUCUCCAGCCCUUCAGCGGGCAGCCACGGUGCCGCUCAGCCCCCCGGCCGCUGGGCGCCGGGCGAGCGGCCAACGCUCAAGGACCUGACGGCCACUUUGCGUCGCGCCAAGUCCUUCACCUGCUCAGACAAGUCGGGCACGCGUCGGCUGUUCCUACAGAGCACCAUGAAACAGAGCUCCUCCGAGCUCCUCCUGGCCACCACUGAUGGCCAGGACCGGGUGGCCGCGGAUGAGGGACAGAGGGGGGACGAGGAUGUUCUCCCCAUGGUCAUCCAGGACCAGUACAUCCAGGAGGCAAGGCAGGUCUUUGAGAAGAUCAGCAGGAUGGGUUCCCAGCAGGAUUAUGGCUUCACCGUUGAGCAGAAGGACAGCGGAGGUGUGGAGGGCGCCGAGGUGGCGGCACCGGUAGGGACGACGGACGUGACCCUUCGGGGACGGGCGGAGAGCACGCAGCGUUUGAAGGCAGAGGAGCUGGAGGAGAACCUUGCUUGUAGGAAAUCCAUGGAGGAGCUAUCGGGUCACGACUCGAACGUGACGGACGAGGGCAUCGUCACGGAGCUGGAACCCACAGGGGUGCCCUUCCAGGACCUGCAUGGAGCUGUGGAUGCCUGGACGCUGCCCAGUGCUGGGUCACUGGCUGGUGACACCGAAACACCACUGCCCACGCACCCGCCGGUGGCGAUCGAAGACCUCCCAGCUGGCAAACACGAGGCACCCAGCACGCCUGGCAGCUUGCGGCGUCGACGUAAGUUCCCUUCAACAGGUGCCAAUGGGAUGGAAGGUGGCAGCGAGGGUGGCACCGAACCCUACCGCUCCCUGAGCGACCCCAUGCCCCACCGGAGACACUCGGUGGCGGAGGAGGCAAAGAAUUUCUCCGUCGACAGCAACCUGCUGGGCUCACUAAGCACCAAGGUGGGCAUCCCCCAACCCGCUGCCAUGGCGGGCAGCGCAGGCAGCGCGGGCAGCGACCUGUCGCUGGGCAGCGAUGGGCCGCGGGACUACAACAGCCUGAUCCAAACCAUCGUCAGCCAGCCUGGCGCCAUGGCGAAGCUGACCGACGAGAAGGGCAACGGCAAGACCAUCAAGAAGAAGUCGCUGAGCGACCCCAGCCGCCGCGGCGAGCUGGCAGGCGGCGCCUUCGAAGGCCCCGGCGAGGCCAUCAGCGAGCUGGAGCCCAGCAUCCCUCCAUCCAGCAGCGAACCCAUCCUCUCGGCACAACCGACGGCGCCGGGCACCGGCCGCAGCUACAGCUUCGAUCCCAAGCUGGCAGAUGUGUUGUCCCCUCGCAUCGCCCGCCGCAGCUCCAAGAAGCGCUCCAACCGGGCAGCUCACCAGGAGAACCAACCCCCUCCAGCACCCGCCCUUGGCACCAAGAGCCGCCCGGCCGCCAAGCACAUCCGGCACACCAGCGAGCCUGCCACCUUCGUCCCCAUCACCGUCCCCGAGCUGCUCGGCCCCUCCAGCCACCUCCCUGCGCCAGCUGCCAGCCGCUCGCCCGGCAAAGCCUUCCCGACCCUGCAGCCUCCUUCACUGGAGGAUGUCACCAAGCGGUACAUGCUGGCCCUCAACUCAGGUGACAUGUCCCCUGCUCCCGGGGACAGACCUCGCUCUCCGCCCGCUGCCCCUCCGCCACGGCUGGCCCGCUGCCCACGGCCACCCGACGACCACGGCCCCAGGACCAAGCCGCAGGUGGACAUGAGGAAACACGUCAUCAUGACGCUGCUGGACACGGAGCAGUCCUACGUGGAGUCCCUGCGCACCUUGAUGCAGGGUUACAUGAAGCCACUGAAGCAACCAGAGAACUCACUGCUGUGUGACCCAUCCCUGGUGGAUGAGAUCUUUGACCAGAUCCCUGAGCUGCUGGAGCACCACGAGCAGUUCCUGGAGCAGAUCCACGACUGUGUGCAGAACUGGCACGAGAAGCAGAAAGUGGGAGACCUCCUGGUGCAGUCGUUCUCCAAGGAUGUGCUGGUCAACAUCUACUCUGCCUACAUUGAUAACUUCCUCAACGCCAAGGAUGCUGUCAGGAUUGCCAAGGAAGCCAGACCAGCAUUCAUGAAGUUCCUCGAGCAAAGCAUGCGGGAGAACAAGGAGAAGCAGGCUCUGUCCGACCUGAUGAUCAAGCCAGUGCAGAGGAUCCCACGCUACGAGCUGCUGGUGAAGGACCUGCUGAAGCACACCCCAGAGGACCACCCUGACCACCCCUUCCUCAUCGAUGCCCAACGCAACAUCAAGCAAGUGGCUGAGAGGAUCAACAAGGGCAUGAAGAGCGCGGAGGAGGUGGAGAGGAACGCCAGGAUCGUGCAGGAGAUCGAGUCCCACAUCGAAGGGAUGGAGGAUCUCCAGGCCCCACUCCGCAGGUUCCUGCGCCAGGAGAUGGUCGUGGAAGUGAAGGCAGUGGGUGGGAAGAAGGACCGCUCCUUCUUCCUCUUCACCGACCUGCUGGUGUGCACCACCUUGAAGCGCAAGUCUGGGUCCCUCCGCCGCAGCUCCAUGAGCCUGUACACAGCAGCCAGCGUGAUUGACACCGCCAGCAAGUACAAACUGCUCUGGAAGCUGCCACUGGAGGAUGUGGACAUUGUCAAAGGUGCCUCGCAAGCCACCAACAGGGAGAGCAUCCAGAAGAGCAUCUGCCGCCUGGAUGAGGACCUCAGCACCUUGGGGCAAGUCAGCAAGCUGUCAGAGAGCCUCAGCUUCCCCCACCAGAGCCUGGACGAUGUGAUCAAGGACCUGAUGGCUGCCAUCCACCGGGAGCUGGCAGAGAAGCAAUCCCUGUCCUUCAGCAUGGCCUUCCCCCCCAACAAGGUGGAGCUCAGCACCACCAAAGCUGAUGGCACCGAGUCCUUCAUCUUCGAGUUCCCCAACCCCGAUGCCCGGCUCAGCUUCGAGCAAGCCUUUGAGGAUGCCAAGAAGAAGCUGGCUGCCAGCAAAAACUGCCUGGACCCAGAGUUCCUCAAGGCCAUCCCCAUCAUGAAGACGCGGAGCGGAAUGCAGUUCUCUUGUGCUUCUCCCAGCCACGGCAGCCCGGAGAACUCCCACGAGGUUUGGGUGUGCAACAGUGAUGGCUACGUGGGGCAGGUUUGCUUGCUCAGCAUCCGCAAGGAGCCCACGGUGGAAGCCUGCAUCGCCGUCUGCUCCGCCAGGAUCCUCUGCAUCGCCUCCGUGCCCGGCCUCAAGCGAGCUCACAGCAGGGAACGUGGGGAGCCGGUGGGCAGUCCCUCCUCGGAGGUGGUCCCGGCGCAGGCGCCAGAGGAGGCAGGUCCACAGCCCUGCCUGCACAUCUCCAUCUCGGGGUCCUCGCUGGAGCUCUCGGAGCCGGUCGACGGUGGCAACAGGGAGCUGGUGCCCUUUGACAGCGAUGACACAGAUGAUGAGUCCUCACCCAGCCCCUCAGGGACGCUGCAGAGCCAAGCCAGCCACUCCACCAUCUCCUCCAGCUUCGGCAACGAAGAGAUCCCAAGCUGCAAGGAGGCCACUGUGGAGACCACGAGCUCAGAGGAAGAGCAGGAGCCUGGCUUCAUGCCCAUCACUGGCAGCUACAGCCAAAACCAGCGUGGGGAGAGCCCCACGGACGGGCGAGCUCUGCGCCGCUCCAGCCGCGGCUCCUUCACCCGCGGCAGCCUCGAGGACCUCCUCAGCCUGGACCCCGAAGCCCAUCAGAGCUCCAUGUGGUUGGGCACUGAGGAUGGCUGCAUCCACGUGUACCAGUCCUCGGACAACAUCCGGAACAGGAAGAACAGCAUGAAGAUGCAGCACUCUGCUGCUGUCAUGUGCAUCUUGUACCUGGACAACCAGGUCUUUGUCUCGCUGGCCAACGGGGAGCUCGUUGUGUACCAACGGGAAGCAGGCCGCUUCUGGGACCCCCAAAACUCCAAAUGCCUGUCCCUGGGCUCCCCAGGGAGCCCCAUCACCAAGAUGGUGGCGGUGGCAGGGAAGCUGUGGUGCGGCUGCCAGAACAGAGUCAUCGUCCUCAACACCGCCACCUUGGCACAAGAGCACACGCUCCAGGUGGGCCAGGACAGCGGGCGCAGCGUCACCUGCAUGGUGAGCACAGGCAGCGGCGUCUGGGUGGCCCUGCAGAGCAGCGCCCAGGUCAGGCUCUACCAUGCCACCAGCUACGAGCAGCUGGCCGAGGCUGACAUCACCCCUCCCGUGCACAAAAUGCUGGCAGGCUCGGAUGCCAUCAUCCGGCAGCACAAAGCAGCCUGCCUGCGGAUCACAGCCCUGCUGGCUUGCAAGGACCUGCUGUGGAUCGGGACCAGCGCCGGCGUGGUGCUGACCCUCUCCGUCUCGGCCAAGGCGGCUCCGACGCUGGUGGGACUGUCGCAGGGUCACACCGGGCACGUUCGCUUCCUCACCGCCAUCGAGCUGCCCGAGGGCUUCGAUCUCCUCUUCCCGUUGCCGAGGGAAACAGGGGCCGAGAAGCCAAACGAGGCAGAGAAACGAGACCCCUCACGCCCCCGUGCCCCUGCCCUGGCCCUCUCCAAACCCAAGAUGCUGGUGAUCAGCGGCGGGGACGGUUACGAGGACUUCCGCCUGACCAGCAGCAGCGAAACGGUGGGACGGGACGACAGCACCAACCACCUCCUCCUCUGGAGGGCAUGAACAGCCGUGGUCCCCCCACCCUGGGACCAUCCCAGCAUGGAAAGGGGGUGCUGACCCCCCUUAUAUGCAGAGAAAGGGGUCUUGAUCCCACCUCCCCACCACCCCCCACCCCAGCGCCUCUCAUCUCCGACCCAGCUGCUCUCUGUGUGCUCGGGGUUGGGGGGGGAUGAGCUCCGGUCCCCCCACUGUCCCCCCCCCAGCCACCACAUUGAACUGGGAGGGACACACAGACACAGACACACACACAUGCACAGACAGACACCGCUUUGGGGGUGUGGAGAAGAUUUAGGGGGUGGUGGAGGGCUGUGUGCUCUCGGGAAGACUCUACUGAAGGAGCAUCCGUGGGGACCAGCCGGAGGAUGCCCUACAGCCAGGAACCUGCCUCGCUCGCUCUCUGGUUUUGUGUGUGCCUGCUUUGGGGAGGAGGGGACAAGGAAGGGGUCCCAGUGCUGUCAUACCUCUCCUUACCCUUCUCCCACAACCCCAAGGGGGGGACCCCUCCUGGCCGUGCUGCGGGACCACCCCAAGGGCCAAUCCACCCCGGGGAGCAGCCGCCCACCCUCCGCCCUGGGCUGCCCGCUAACCUGCUCGCUCCAUCGCCAGCACCCAGAUAGCUCUGUUUGUUUGUUUGUUUGUUUGUUUUAAAUAUAUAUAUAUUAUAUAUAGAUAAA